CGAAACUGUUCCCAUCCCACCCACCUCUAGCGGUGGCCUUCACCCGAACGCGCGCUCGCUUUUCCGCUUGCUGAUAGGCUUUUUUUUUUUUUUUUACAGCCCUUCUAAAUUUGCAUAAAUCGACGUUCCGGUAGAUCGACUACAUCCGCUCGAAAGGGCGAGAUUGCGAAGUCGUUGCCACAGAAACCAGACGUCAACAAAACUUGCCGAAAGAGGAGCGCGGGAAGCGAAGGGGGAGACUAUUAUUUAAGUCUAUAUAGUCCCGGUCCCCAAUUGCAGGUUAUUUUAAUUUGCAAACGGUCAGUCCGAAAGGAUUGCCUGCGAAGGAAAUCACCGACAAACUCCCCCCCCGUCUUGAAUUUCUAGGGCUCCUAACUCUGAACUUCUGCGGGUUAUCUCAUAAGCAAGGAAAUCUCCCCCCCCCCAACUCGAUCGAUUUAGGAUUAUCUUUGUCACAGAAUCCAGGGGAAUCACCAGAUCGUUAGUUUCCAUCUCUAGCUCCGAACAGCCGGUCACAAGUUUCUAAACGUUUCUGCAGCCUGUUCCAGGUGCAACGAUGCAUAAGGUGGACAUUCAGGCCGACCUGAGAGAGGCGGCUGCCAUUGAAGCCCGCCGGACCCGGGAGAAGCAGAGACAGAGCCGCAUCUUCAAUGCUCGCUACCGUACAAUGGGGGUGGACAUAGAAGGCUUGAAGAGGCAAGUGGAAGAGCGCAAACUGAGAGAGAAUAUAGAGAAGCGACAAGAGGAAGCCUUUGAUGCAGACAGGGUGCAGUGUGACAAGAUUGCCCAGAUGUUGGCGGAAGAAGAGCACCAGCAGAAGAAACAUUUAUGCCAGGAUCUGGUGGAGUUCCAUGAGCGGGAGCAGCAGCCUUCUAUGCGGCGGGAGUGGGAUAUCCAUGACCCUGAGGCGGUACGCAAAGGGCAGCCGGCCCGUGUGAGUGAUGACGACCCAUGCUGUGGCCCUUCUAGCAUGCAGUCCUUUUCUGGUGAGGAUCUGAAUGCAACCGCCCGCCAAAAACUGCAGAAGGAGCAGAACAAGCAUGCGCUGGAGAAGCAGAGAAAUGAGCAGAAUAAGAAACUUGCUGAUCAAAAAUACGCAGAUAAUCUGGACGACAAAAAAAGGAUAGAGCUGGAUUUGCGAGCCCAGGAGCUGGCACAAUUAGAGGAAGAAUGUCGGAGGGCUAAAGCCGUGGCAGUCGCAGACUUUAAUCGAGCGCAGGCGGCAGAGGUUGCAGAGCAGCAACGUCUGUCCCAGCAGCGUGAUCAGGAUGAUAACUAUGCUGAGAUCCACAACCAUCUGACUGGCAAUCUCCUGUUGGAGGACCCUAGCGUUGCUAAAAGCUUGCUGGGGUCAAACCGUGUGAUUACUGACCGCUGGAAGGGGAUGAGCCCUGAGCAGCUGCAGGCGGUGUGGCAAAUGCAGAAAGAACAGUGCCGAGAAAACCAGAGACUUCGGCAACAGGAAAGCCAACGGGAGGCUGAGUGGGACAGACAGAGGGAGCUGGCAGCUCGUGCGGCCAUGCAGAUGGAGGAGCAGGAGCAAAACUUCCGUGCGCAGCUGGAGAAGAGCCUGGACAAUUACAACCAGGAAUUGGCGGAUGCACAGAAAUCCAACUUGCGGUAUCUGGAGAAAGAAGUCUACACCAAUGCACCUACAGCCCACUAUUAUUCGCAGUUUAACACUAGCAGCCGCUGAUGGAAGAUGCAGCUGGCAACAGUUUUGGUAUGCAAAAUAAAGUUCAUUUUCUUAUGGAAAAAGGACAUCUCAACUGGCUGUAGAAGAGCGAUACCAGCCUGGGCCUGAAAUGCACCCUGAACCUGUUUAAAUAUGAUCAUGUAGAGCAGGGAUGUCAAACUGCCGGCCUACGAGCCGGACGCAUCAUGCGGAAGCCAUGCCCCACCCCUUUGCCAGCAACGGCAAAAUAGUCCCGAUACAUCGUGUGACAUCACGAGUUUGACUUGUCUGAUGUAGAGCUUUGAAAUUGAGGGAGGAGUACUUUCAGGAUCAGAUGUUUGGUACAUAAAACAUUACACAAAACCUGUAUGGAUAUAUACCAUAUUCAGAGAAUCAAAAUGUUGAGUAUUUAUUGUCUAAUGAUUUCAUUCAUAAUAGUUUGAAAGUCAUCUCCUUGACAAACAAGAGCCAUUGUACGAUCAAAGCUAACUAUAAUUCCACAGGGUUCACUUCUUGAUCUCACGUGGGGGACUCCCAAGUUAAGUACUUAAGUUUACAUUUAUCUGCAUUUGCAACAAACUAAAAUAACAGAUGUGCGGUGACAAUAUUAUCCUGUCAAUGCUGCAGUUGUACACUUACAUAUCAGCUUGCAGGAUACAAGUUGUAGUAUUUGUAUUGUGAUGCAUGUUUUGUCAUCCAGGUUUGUGCUUAUAGUACAGGUAGUCCUUGUUUAGCGUUCACAUUUGGGACUGGCAGCUCUGUCCUUAAGCAAAGCAGUCCCUAAGUGGAAAAUCGCAUAUGGGAAAUUAUGCCUUCCUUUUUCCCCUCUGGCCAUUUCUCCCGGUGUUGGGAUAAUUAGCAAGGAAGGAAUUAAUCUGGAGAAGAGAUUACAAGAGAAUAAGCAGGCACACAAUAAAGACUACAAAUUGAAACGAAUGUGGUGAUGCUAGCAGUCACAAGUACACUAUGCAAAGCACCUGGUGUAUUCUCUAUUGUAUGCCUGCUUACUCUCUUGUAGUCCCUUCCUCUCCAAUCUCUCUACUCUGCAAUGGGGGAGAAAAAGAACAGGCAUCGGACAAUGUUUACUCACUGCAACGGCAAUCAGAUGAUUGGGGGAAUGCUACAAAAAUUAUAAAUGCAGGCAUUAUUUGUAGUUAUUUUUUUCAGCACUAUCAUAAUUGCAAACAGUCAUUGAACAAGGCACUAUCAGUAUAUGAAAAUAAGAUAAUCCCUAGAACCAAGCAAGUCACUGUGCUCCAGAGAAGCCACCAUUCACUUUUUUCAAAGAGAAAAGCAAUAGAACCUAAUGGGAAACUCCCAGAUCAGAUCUGAAUUUUAUUGCAAAAGAGACUUUACUGAACCAAGACUGGAAUCUUCCUGCCACACUCAUGUUUUGGAACUUCCUUUCCAACUGCUAUUCUUUCUUCUCUUUCUCCCCCCCCCCCACUUUUCAGGUUUCUUUUGCAUUUGGUUAUCUUGAGACAUUUUAUACUCACUCUUCUUUAUGAGGGAAAUGAAAAUUACAUGAGCAGAAUUACAGAUGAGGAAAGUCACUAGACCAAAAAGCUAUGUAUUCAUAUAGUUCAAUAAACCAGAGGUGUAUAAUA
Molecule: messenger RNA, 3282 nt
Organism: Crotalus tigris (Tiger rattlesnake)
Lineage: Eukaryota; Metazoa; Chordata; Lepidosauria; Squamata; Viperidae
Gene: RIBC1
Product: RIB43A domain with coiled-coils 1
Exons: 7
Coding region: 557-1696 (379 amino acids)
Source: RefSeq, a predicted model, not a curated record